This is a messenger RNA of Penaeus chinensis, 1713 nucleotides long. RefSeq lists its product as uncharacterized. Lineage: Eukaryota; Metazoa; Arthropoda; Malacostraca; Decapoda; Penaeidae. The record is from RefSeq and is a predicted model, not a curated record. The transcript has 4 exons. The coding region runs from base 463 to 1377 and encodes 304 amino acids. Gene Ontology annotation, cellular component: nucleus; transcription regulator complex. Gene Ontology annotation, biological process: regulation of transcription by RNA polymerase II.
CUGGGUUCACGGUGGACGGCGGAAAGUCGAUGCGUAUGAAGUCUAAAACGGCCCGCGUCUGUGAUAGAGGAGAAUAUCGCGAGCCUACGGCAAUUUUUUAUAUUAAAGAACUACAUUCAUAGGCCAGUAGUGACUCAUGAACAACGUGGCAUUGGUAAACUCUGUCUUGAUAUUUUUAAAAAGAGAGUUCUUCCCUAUGUUCCAUCCUUUUGUAUGAUAUUGACUGCUAGGUUCCGUAGUCAGGCUCCUUUACAUUUUUUAAAUCAAGAAACCGCUCUCCUAAAGGAGGACUUUGAGAUUAAAGAUACAUAAAGCAUUUUGCCAUUAACUUCACUCCAGAAUUAUAACCGUUUAUUAAAUAACCCCAGUGUGUUUGAUAGCAGCUUACCAUGAGCCCAUGAUUCUAUUACCAACAUAAGUGAGAUACCUAAGGAGAUUUGGUGGUGUGCAUGUGUGGGCUGAAUGAUGGAGGAAGUCCAAGAAUUAGAUGUUGAACUGCUAAUCAGUUUAGUAAAGGACAGGCCAGUUCUAUGGGAUAAAAGCCUAGAUGAAUACAAGUCCCGAGCAGAAACCACAGCAGCGUGGAGGGAGGUAUGCAAUAUAUUGAAUGAAGACUUUGAGUAUCUCAGUGAUGAAGCUAAAAUCAAGUAUGGUAAACUUAUCUCUACAAAGUGGACUAAUGUUCGAGACUGCUACAAAAAAUAUUUAAAGAAGCUCCAAGAAAAGAAGAAAACAGGAUCCAAGGCAAAUUCCUUCAAAAAAUAUGUUUAUAGUGACCAGAUGUCAUUCCUGCAAAAGAACAACAUGAGAAAGGAAAUGGUUCCAAGUGUGGAAGUUAACAGAGAAGAACUUGAUGACAAUGAACAUGGGAUCAACAAUCCUGAAGGCAGCCUUUUUGUGAAGAAAUGGACCAACAACAUCAAUGACAGCUGGCCGAGCACACAAAGGAAGAUGCUGGAUCAAAAGAUAUCUGAUGCUGAUGGGAAAACUGGCAAGUAUGCAUGUGAGCAACAACUUGCCUUUACGAAGAAAAAUAGAUUACCCAAGGAAAGCCUGUCUAAUUUUAUGCUUGAGAAUGCAGAACACAAUGAGAAUGAAAUAAUAUCACAGAAUGGCUCAGGCCCAUCUGAAGAAAUCAGUCCUGCACAACCUACAAGAAUGAAUAAGAAAAGAAAGUUAGACGGAAUCGAACAGAAAAUACUUAAUACCUUGGAAGCUCCGGAAGAUCGCCACCUUUGCUUUUUUAAAGGUAUUAUUCCUUCGCUAGAAAAAUUUAGUGAAGAGCAAAUUAUAGAGUUUCAAAUAGGGGUUUUGAAAGUUUUGCAAAAUGUAAGACAAGGCCUACUGUCUUGGGAACCACCGGAUAUAUAUACAUAACCCCAUUGUAUCACAGAGAUGCACUGACAUCACUACAACAUUCCUCAGCACCACUGACUAAACAUUAAGUCAGGAGGAAACAAAAGCCAAUAUCAUGAUACUUACCGCUUCAAACACUUCUGAUAUGAAAUAAUUUAGUUUUGCUGUUUUUUUUGUCACUAAAUUCAUAUUUAUUCACUUAGAUAAUACUACAAUAUAUGAUAUAUAUUAUCAUAUAUUUUGUUUUAUUGCUGAAUGGGUAUAUGUUUACUUCUCAUUUUUAAUACUUAUUUAAUUUAGUGAUGUACUGAUAACUAGUUUACACCAUAAGAAAAUAAAAGGUUUUAUUUUGUCUUA